Messenger RNA from Photinus pyralis (common eastern firefly), 521 nucleotides. RefSeq lists its product as uncharacterized. The transcript has 2 exons. Lineage: Eukaryota; Metazoa; Arthropoda; Insecta; Coleoptera; Lampyridae. The coding region runs from base 71 to 397 and encodes 108 amino acids. The record is from RefSeq and is a predicted model, not a curated record.
UGUAUUUUUGGUUCAAUUUAAUUACGUUGCAGGUUACGCUUUGAAAUGUUACAAAUGCAAUUCGCAAACAAUGGACGGCUGCAAAAAAGGAUCCGAAAACCUACAGGAGACCAACUGCAGCUUGGAGCACCCCGAUUUUAAUCAGUUUUGUCUGCUAAAAUUCGUAUACGAUGAGCAACAGAAUAAGGAUAACGUUCUCUCUGGUUGCGAAAUUGCUGCCAAAUCGACAAUUUUGAGUACGAAUAUGACUCAGUGCCAAACUGAUGGAAGAUACAGGGUGAAAGAGUGUAUCGUUUGUGAUACCGAGCUGUGUAAUUACACCAAUACCGGUUCAAGCAAGAAAACGUCAAUUUUCUGUACUGCGGUGCUCUUUGUACUAUACAAUUUCCUUAGGUAACUGAUGUACUUCAGAAACUACUUAACACUGGUACCUCAACUACUUAAAUGCCAAUUAAUCUUUGUACAUAAUUGUAUUUUUGAACAAAAAACGGAUUUAUUUAUUAAACCAGUAGAUAUCGCCA